AGGCUACUUGCCCACUUCAAGCAAGAAUAGCUUCGCUGUGAUAUUACGGAGUGCAGGAUUCCACUCAUCUCACACUCAUCUCAUCAAUCUCUCUAUUACCUCCACUAGACGGUUUUUUAACUUAAAAACCCAACCCAACCCAACUCCAACCACCCAAAAAUCAUGUCUUUUAGCGAUACGAUGUGUCCCAUGGUGUGUUUUUAAUCUUAAAUCAUUUAUUAAAAAAAAAAUCCAAAAUUUUUUCCCCCAAUUGCUUGCUGUGUUUUGGAGAUUUGGCCUCUUUGUGGCUUGAUGUCGUGUUUUUGGAGCCAAUGGUGCGAAAUAGAGGAGGGAUUUGGGGUUUUAUGAAGUGGGUUUGAAGGAAAGUUUUCGUUUUGUGGGUGAUUUAAUUUGGAUCGCAAGAAUGGAGCCUCCCAGUGGGUUUUGGGCGACUCUUUGGAGUUUCCUUCGCUUCUUGCCCUUCUUUGUUGGCCUACUGCUUCUGGGAAUUGUUAAAGGUGCUUUGAUUUGUCCAUGGGUUUGUCUUAUAAUGACAGUGGGAAAUUCUGCGUUAAUAUUGGGCCUUUGGCCAGCGCACACAUUCUGGACAUUUUACUGCAUAAUAAGAACCAAGCAGCUAGGGCCUGCACUGAAGUUUCUUCUUUGUAUUUUCUUGCCUGUCGUAUUAGUCUUGUGGCCUAUUUUUGGCAUUGUGGGGAGCAUCUUGAGUGGUGCAGCGUAUGGCUUUCUGUCACCAUUGAUGGCUACUUUUGAUGCGGUUGGAGAGGGAAAAGCAAAUAACUUUGUCCACUGUGUAUUGGAUGGAACAUGGAGUACAAUCAAAGGAAGCUGCACUGUGGUCAGGGAUUUGAAAGAUCUAUUCCAGCAUACCUAUUUUGGAAUCAUGAAAGACAUUCGCCUUAAUGAUCCUCCAAAUGGGAUACCAUAUGAGAUCAGGUUAUGUAAUAUUCCUGGUGCUCUCUUUGUUGGUACGAUAGGGAUAGCAGUUGAUGUACCGAUCAUCUCCUUCAUUGCCCUUUGUAAGAGUCCGUACAUGCUCUUCAAAGGAUGGAAUCGGUUGAUUCAAGAUCUCAUCGGACGAGAGGGACCAUUUCUGGAAACAGCUUGUGUCCCUUUUGCUGGCCUUGCUAUACUUCUCUGGCCAUUAGCUGUUGCAGGAGCAGUCUUGGCCUCCAUUCUCUCUAGCCUUCCUUUAGGUGCUUAUGGAGCUGUUGUUUCCUACCAGGAAUCCUCAGUUCGGAUGGGGCUCGCCUACGUAAUCUCUUCGUUGGCUAUAUUUGAUGAGUACAGCAAUGACGUACUUGACAUGCCAGAAGGAUCUUGCUUUCCUAGGUAUGAAUAUAGGAAGAACAAAUCGUCCUCGUUCUCCGGGCCUACCUCUUUUCGGAGGGAAAAGCAGGAUGGAAAAAAUCCUCCUUCACGAAGUAGUUCAAUCAAGAGUGGCAUCCUAGAACUGAAUCCACUUAAGUUGCUCGAUCACCUAUUUUCAGAGUGUAAGCGCUAUGGAGAGAUUUUGGUUUCCGAAGGAGUCAUAACUCGUGAAGACAUCGACGAAGCGAAGUCAGGAAAAGGCAAAAGCAGGGUACUUAGCAUUGGUUUACCGGCUUAUGCCAUUCUUCAGGGGCUUCUGCGGUCCGCAAGAGCUGAUUCUGAUGGCUUCGUCUUGAGUGACGGCACUGAGAUAACAUCUGAUAAUAGACCGAAAAGCACAAUGUUUGAUUGGUUCUUUGAGCCUCUAAUGGUUAUCAAAGACCAAAUUAAGGCUCAGAAUUUUACGGAAGAAGAAGAGAACUAUUUGUGCAAGCUGGUCUUGCUAAUUGGAGAUUCAACGCGUUUGAAGAAUCUUAGCACUCUCGUACAGCCAACAGACGAGCGGAAACGAGCUGAAAUAGAUGCGUUCGCCCGAAGGUUGCAAGGGAUCACCAAGUCCAUCUCAAGGUUCCCGACGGCAAAACGUCGAUUUGACGACCUCGUGAAAUCUCUCUCCGAAGAGCUCGAAAAGAAGAUGGGGGGGAGCCAAUCAGGUAGUGGAUCUCGAUUACCUCCGAGGUCGAGGAGUGGUAUCAAAAGAAUGUUUAGUCAGAAAUCUUUUGGGAGAACAAUCAGUAUUCAAGGCAGCGAUCAGGAGGCGCAGUCGGUGAAUGCCGAUCUUCUGCCUGUGUGAGCUCUUUGCGGUCUCUACAUUUUUCGCCUUUUUUCUUUUGUAUGUUCAACAAAGAGAUUUUCUUGAAGAAGGAGAUGGAGUGUGAGAGGUGGAGGAGAAAUCUAACUUGUAACUUUUGCUGCUGUGAUAUUUGUACAUGUAAAAAGAUGAAAGCAACUGCAUGUGUGUUGGAUGUGAUGAGCCUUACUGUUUUUACUAACAUUUAUCUUAUUAAAC
Messenger RNA from Ananas comosus (pineapple), 2380 nucleotides. RefSeq lists its product as uncharacterized. The record is from RefSeq and is a predicted model, not a curated record. NCBI's taxonomy places the organism in Eukaryota, Viridiplantae, Streptophyta, Magnoliopsida, Poales, Bromeliaceae. The coding region runs from base 404 to 2164 and encodes 586 amino acids. The transcript is spliced from 10 exons.